Molecule: messenger RNA, 1210 nt
Organism: Batrachochytrium dendrobatidis JAM81
Lineage: Eukaryota; Fungi; Chytridiomycota; Chytridiomycetes; Rhizophydiales
Product: rRNA methyltransferase NOP1
Exons: 3
Coding region: 10-999 (329 amino acids)
Biological process (GO): rRNA methylation; box C/D sno(s)RNA 3'-end processing
Cellular component (GO): small-subunit processome; box C/D methylation guide snoRNP complex; nucleolus
Molecular function (GO): rRNA methyltransferase activity; histone H2AQ104 methyltransferase activity; RNA binding
Source: RefSeq, a predicted model, not a curated record
ACACAAGCAAUGGGAUUAGAACCAAGAGGACGUGGUGGUGGUCGUGGAGGAUUUGGCGGUGGUCGUGGCGGAUUCGGCGGUGGUGAUCGCGGAGGCCGUGGCGGUAGUCGUGGUGGAUUCGGUGGUGGUCGUGGUGGAUUCGGCGGUGGCCGUGGUGGUGCAGUGUCCAAGUUUGGAGGUGGUGAUCGUGGAGGCCGUGGUGGUGGUCGCGGUGCUCCAGGUGGCCGUGGUCGUGGCCGAGGUGCUCCAGCUGGCCGUGGUGGUGCCAGAGGUGGAUCCAAGGUUGUUGUUAAACCCCAUCGUCACGAAGGUGUGUUUAUCGCUUCCGGUAAAGAAGACAUGUUGUGUACCAAGAACCUUGUUCCUGGAGAAUCAGUCUAUGGUGAAAAGCGAAUCUCUGUUGAUAACGCCGAUGGAACCAAGACAGAAUAUCGUGUGUGGAAUCCUUUCCGAUCAAAGAUCGCUGCUGGUAUUUUGGGUGGUAUUGACAACAUUCACAUUGCUCCCGGCAAAAAAGUUCUUUAUCUUGGUGCAGCAAGUGGAACCUCUGUUUCACAUGUUGCUGAUGUUGUUGGCCCCACUGGUCUUGUCUAUGCUGUCGAGUUUUCACAUCGUUCUGGACGCGAUCUGAUCAACAUGGCCAAGAAACGCACCAACGUUAUUCCUAUUAUUGAGGAUGCUCGUCACCCUCACAAGUAUCGCAUGCUUGUUGGAAUGGUAGAUGUUAUUUUUGCAGAUGUUGCUCAACCCGAUCAAGCACGUAUCAUUACACUCAACUCGCAUCUGUUCCUCAAGAACGGAGGACACAUUGUCAUUUCGAUCAAGGCCAACUGUAUUGACUCUACUGUAGAUGCUGCCACAGUAUUUGCAAAAGAAGUCAAGAAGCUUCAAGAAGACAAGGUGAAACCACAGGAGCAGCUCACACUUGAGCCCUAUGAGCGUGAUCACGCUAUUGUUAUUGGACAAUACCGUGCUCCCAAAAAGACAAAGUCGGCCUAGGCCCGGGGUUAGAUAUCUUGUUUCCCUAUUAUUUCUCUUAUAGUUUCUCUCUGAUCCAACACCUCCCUACACCUUCAUUCACUGUGCAAAGCAAAAACAUCGAGUCAUUUUAAAACACUGCUGUGGCUUGGUUGAUUGACAAAUUCAAUAGCAAUCUUCUUAUUUUUACUUUUCAGUUUUAUAAACUUUUCGUAAAUCUGUGUCUUCAAGU